AUGGAGGUAGAUCACGUGACGUACAUCUUCGGCAGCUUCUCUCGUCGACGUCAGGCUGACGACGUGACUGCUUCCAAGAGGAAGUCUUUGGAUCCAUCCCCCAUUGUGACACAGCAGUGUCGAACUGGAAGGAUAUACGAAUAUGUGAUUGCGUCACGACAAGAUGUUUUGAAACUUGGAAUUCUCAGAAAGGAGUAUUGCUUCACAUUUAAAUUUGUUGCAGUUAGAUGAAGCAGAGCCUCGAUUAUCCAUAACUUACCCGUAUGUCGCAUUGAAAGUCAGAGGCAUUACUUACAAAAAUAAAUAAAUAAGACACCGGUAUGUGUAAUUACUGGACUAAUAGUUUGCCAAAACUGUUAAAUAAAACUUUGUUUUAUUUUAUCUUCGUAAGUAGGUAAUCCUAUGCAGUUUUACUACCAAAAGUAUUUGAAUAUUUUCAGUGUUCCUUAUUAUGAUAAGAAGUUGUUAAUUGAAACCCGAACAAAAUUUAAAUUAAGAGAAAAAUUAACUUAAAAACAAAAACACGAAGCAAACCAAGUUAUGAAUGGAAGUGAACGCGUUGGAUUCAGUAGUCCACAAGCUUUCAAAUUCCAUCACAGCAAAAUGGUUUUAGCUGUGCCGUAAGCCAUUCUUUCUUUGCGUGUUUCCAUAAUUGAUUAACAUUUCAGAUGAUAUUUUAUAAAUGUUAAUUCUUCGGUCGUCCCGAAUACACCGAUAAAUCUGUUCCUUAAGAUCAGUAUAUAUGGCAGUCGGUGUAGUCCGGAAUGCUCUCAUAAAGAACACUCGUCCGCCCUCCUUCGACUCUUCACUAAUUCCUAAACUUUCCUCUAUUCAUGUAGUUAUCGCCAUGCUAGACUCUCAUUUUUCCGUAGUUUCCACACCCCGUGAUCACAAAAUUGCAUCGCAUAUCAUUCUUCUUCUUUGGUACGUUUUGUGCAUGGAAAAGCCAUGUUAAACACGUAAGUUAUUAUGACUAUUCAAAAUGCAUGGAAAAUAAAUCAGGUUCAAGUGAGAGAACGUUUAUAUUCAUAUUGGCCGUAUUUUUCAGGGCUUCCAAUAGUCUUCGUUAUUUAACAAUGCUACAUCUUUAUACGUCAGAUGGUAUUGGUUACAUUAAUAAUAGUGAAGAAUGUAAAAUUAAUUUAAUGAACGGCACUGGAAAUGAAAAAUUAACUUCAGUGCAGGUUUGUUCGCUAAAUUAAAAAUGGAACUCGAAUCUGAGCCCAAAGGAUUUCUCUUGAUAACCAUAUGGCUAUUUUGUACAGACAACGCGAGGUAAUGAGGAACACAAAUUUUGUUACUCAGCCUGUACCUGUGUUUCUUGUGCAAGCGAAAAACUCUGUGUUUGUUUCAAUGGAUGGCACUAUUUCAUUGUGUUUCUAGAUUGGGGAUCACUCGCAUUGGUCGUAAGGCUGAAACUUUCAUAUCACAAGCUAGAACCCCCCUUGGGACAUACUGUCUCAAUAUUCAGCCCUGACAAUGGAAAAAGUAUGUUUCUCCGAAAUGUUGGCAUUUGCCGAUGAGUCUACACUAUACCAAACCCAGAAGAACGUUAUCAUUAAGAAAAACUGUCGUGAUAGCUGUCUCUAGUGCCUCAUGUUUAGCGACGUCAGAAUACUAAUUAUAUAUUAUUUUAUAGUCCAGUUUUAUCCUCUAGACUUGUGUCGUCUAAAAUAUGUCAUUCCCUCCACAUCCCGUCCGUUUAAAACUUAAAACUUGAGAACCAAAGCCUGUAGAAGAACCUGUUUAUAGGUUGCUCUAUGGACGCCAGGUUAGUGCACUUCGUCGUCACGUUCGACGUUCAAUAUGUCUAAUUUUACCACAUCACUCACUGUUGUAUUAGGGAAACGUCAAAUUAUCGCAGCGCCCCAACAAAUUUCUUAGGUUUGGCAUUAAUGACUGCUGUACAUAUGUACCAGUUGAAGGUAGAAAUUCAACGUUCCCUUUAACAGUGUACUCGUGUUUUCUUUCAAGCGUUUCUCUAAAGAGUUGUUUACUCGUGAAAUUCUCGAAAUAACUUUCACCAGAAAGCAGGAUGCCCGUCGAGAACCGGGACGACCAACAAUUUCUAUGUCCGUUGUGCCAGCGGCAGUUCACGGAUCCGAAAGUUUUGCCGUGCCUGCACACCUUUUGCACCGCCUGCCUGCACAAGUUAGAGUCGAACCGAGGUCUGUCAUCGUGGGAUGGCGAGUGUGCUACCCGAUCCGAGGGCGAGUUGGAAUUUGUGCGGCUGGCACACAACGGAACAGGGGCUGAGGUGAAUGGAAGUUCCACGGGAUCUGGAUCUGGUUGUUCCGGAGGGUCAGGAUAUGAGAGUGAAGGACACUCAGACUCUGGCAGCUGGGCAUUCAGGAACAAAGCUUACAGUCUGCUGGCCUGCCCCACAUGUGGCACUAAGAACAAACUACCUCCUGGAGGGGUUGCAGUCCUUCCACCCCACUACAUGCUACAGCACCGCAUGGUCCUUGCAUCUCUCAAUCAGGAAAGCACCUGCCUACUCUGUGACUUGUGCUCCACUGACAUUCCAGCUACCAGCCGUUGCACAGAUUGUCUCCUGAGUCUGUGUACAUUCUGCUGUGAAGCACACCAACGACAACGUGUAACAGCAGGUCAUGAGGUGUUAGCCCUUCAUGAGGCCCGUCAGCGAGGCAUUACAAGGGUUCGUCGGCAAGCUAUGUGUCCAGCUCACCCAGAACUAGAACUGCAGCUGUUUUGCACAUCAUGUGGUCAGGUGGCAUGCCGUGAGUGCUGCUUGUUAAUCCAUCAUGGCCAUGCCUGUGAUACUGCAGCUCAAGCUGUUCAGAUGUACACUCACAGCAUGAAAGAUGCUCUAGAAAGUGCUCGUCCAAUUGCUGAAGAGGUUGUAGUAAGCCUGGGUAGACUACAACACCUGAGUAAAAGAAUACAGAUGCGAUGUAGCCAGGUGCAUGAGGAAGUGGACCAGUUUAUUGACUCAUACAUUUCUGCUCUUGAGGAGCAUCGAAGAACUCUUCAAGUACAGGUGCAAGAGGCUCAUGAGGCGAAGCUUCAUAUGAUCCAUGCACAACAGCUGGAGCUGGAAAGACAUGCAAAAGACUCUCAGAAUGCAGUUUCAUUUGCAGAGGAUCUCUUGGCAGAGAGCUCUGACAUUGAGCUGUUGAGUCUGGUGGUGCCAGUACUGCACCGACUGGAGUGGUGUUGCACUGCAAUUGGUUCCAGUUUGAUGGAACCCCGUGUGUCAGAGUGUCUGCGGUUCCUCCCUAAUGAGACUGCAGAGAAGAUUAAGGGCCAUGCUCUGUUUGGCAUCAUCACAACUCAGGUCAUUUCCCAUCAGCACUGCACUCUUAAUGUGAACAGUCUGAUGGAUGUCUGUCAACAUCAGAAAGCAGAGUCAGUGAUGGUGACACGAGAUGCUGAUGAUCAACCCUUAUGCCAUGGAGGGGAGAAGGUUGUGGCUGAAGUAUGGCACAGGGAUGCCAGCUGCAGGAAGAUUCCAGUGCAAGUGACAGAUCAGCAAGAUGGAACAUACCUGAUCUCAUUUGUGCCUGACACUUCAGGAAACCUAAGCCUAUCUGUAUCAGUACAAGGAAAGCCAAUUCAGGGUAGUCCGUUCCACAUGUGUGUGCGUAGCAUGCAUCCACACCAGGGUACAUUCCACUGCUGCAGCUUCUGUUCCAGUGGAGGCAAUAAAGAAGCUACAUGUGGUUGUGGAGGCAAGAUGCCAGGUGGUUAUCGAGGCUGUGGUCAUGGACAUACUGGCCACCCUGGUCGGCGUCACUGGUCAUGCUGUGGCAACAUUCUCCAAAACUCAGAGUGUGGUCGUCCUAAUUCAUCAGUGUAUCAGUUCACUCUUUGAUGAGCUAUAUUGGUGACCCUGCUCUUGAUCAUUUAAUUCCUGUUAUUCACCCACUACAGAGGAGUACCUGCAUUUCUGCAUCCCUCCAUCAAGCAAUCAUAACAGGAGAUUAGUUUACUGAGAUCAUUAUCUUAACCUUGUCUCAAUACUACUCACACUUGAAUCCAAGAUUUUAUGCUACUACUUUUUAAAAUAAGUUAUUUUACAUUAUUUAUUAUUAUGAUGAUGCAGGAAUUGUGUAAAUUUGUGAAAGGAACUCUCAUCACAUAUUGUAUGAUAUAAUCAAGUGUUAGGAAUUUCAUUAACUCUUCUCCAGAUAUCACCAGGAAACAGGAAGCAAGCAUGAAUUAAUUUAAAAGCUAAGAUCCUCUAUGAAUGGUAAUUCACAUAGAAACACCUAGUCAUUUAGGUUGGGAGAGGGUGGUUGUUUGCUGAUUAAAAUAUCUGCAUUACAUUCAGUCAUAAGCAUAUCUACAAAUGAAGCUUGUACAGAAAAACAUGUCAGUUUGGCUAAUUGUAUGGUUAUUUUACAGUACUGUAAGAACUGUUGGGGUUAUGUCACUUCGAAUAUGAUAAUUAAUCAGGUGAUAUAGUUUGCUAAAGAAACAGAAACACCUGCAAAGCUUCAUGCUGUUUAGCAUGAUCUUCACACUUUAUUCUUGGCACUAUAGGCUUCAUUUUACUGUGUUAUGAUUAAUGCUGAUAACAAUUAUUGUUCCUAUGAAGGUGAAUUUGAUGGAAGGAAGAGAUAUCCAGCCUGUAGUGCACAUGUGUUUUGUUCAUAGGCAGCAGUAUGUAGUUUUCUGCUACAUUGUGAAUGUUUAUAUUUCAAAUAUAUUUAUAUAUUUGGUAACAUUAAACUCUUAUGUAAUAUAA
This is a messenger RNA of Zootermopsis nevadensis, 4711 nucleotides long. Its product is annotated as E3 ubiquitin-protein ligase TRIM45. Gene Ontology annotation, molecular function: protein binding; ubiquitin protein ligase activity; zinc ion binding. Gene Ontology annotation, cellular component: nucleoplasm. The record is from RefSeq and is a predicted model, not a curated record. NCBI's taxonomy places the organism in Eukaryota, Metazoa, Arthropoda, Insecta, Blattodea, Termopsidae.